This is a messenger RNA of Anopheles moucheti, 1410 nucleotides long. Its product is annotated as cuticle protein-like. The coding region runs from base 1 to 1410 and encodes 469 amino acids. Lineage: Eukaryota; Metazoa; Arthropoda; Insecta; Diptera; Culicidae. The record is from RefSeq and is a predicted model, not a curated record. Gene Ontology annotation, cellular component: extracellular matrix. The transcript has 4 exons.
AUGGCAUUCAAGUUUGUGAUCUUCGCCGCCGUGGUGGCCGUUGCCCGCGCUGGCCUCAUUGCCUCGCCAGCAGUUUCUUACGCUGCUGCUCCGGCCCUAGUCGCCGCCCCAGUGGCCAAGGUCGCUACCUAUGCUGCCCCGAUCGCCAAGGUGGCGUACGCCGCCCAGCCAGAGGAAUACGACGCGAACCCUCAGUACUCGUUCUCGUACGGAAUCUCGGAUGCCCUGACCGGAGACUCCAAGUCCCAGCAGGAAUCCCGCAGCGGAGAUGUUGUCCAGGGAUCGUACUCCGUCGUUGAUGCCGAUGGUCUGAAGCGCACUGUUGACUACACUGCUGACCCACACAACGGAUUCAACGCUGUCGUCCGUCGUGAACCUCUGGCCGCCAAGGUCGUCGCUGCUGCCCCGGUUGCCUAUGCUGCUCCUCUGGCCACCAAGACCGUCGUUGCUAGCCCGGCCAUCUCUUAUGCCGCUCCAGUAGCCAAGACCUACGUCUCGAGCCCAGCCAUCUCUUAUGCCGCUCCGGUGGCCAAGACCAUCUCGUACGCCGCUCCUCUGGCCACCAAGACCUACGUCUCGAGCCCAGCUAUCUCUUAUGCCGCUCCGGUAGCCAAGACCUACGUCUCGAGCCCGGCUGUCUCCUAUGCCGCUCCUCUGGCCACCAAGACCUACGUCUCGAGCCCGGCUGUCUCCUAUGCCGCUCCUCUGGCCACCAAUACCUACGUCUCGAGCCCAGCUCUCUCGUACGCCGCUCCUCUGGCCAAGACCUACGUCUCGAGCCCGGCUGUGUCGUACGCCGCCCCGGCCCUCAUUGCCUCGCCAGCAGUUUCUUACGCUGCUGCUCCGGCCCUAGUCGCCGCCCCAGUGGCCAAGGUCGCUACCUAUGCUGCCCCGAUCGCCAAGGUGGCGUACGCCGCCCAGCCAGAGGAAUACGACGCGAACCCUCAGUACUCGUUCUCGUACGGAAUCUCGGAUGCCCUGACCGGAGACUCCAAGUCCCAGCAGGAAUCCCGCAGCGGAGAUGUUGUCCAGGGAUCGUACUCCGUCGUUGAUGCCGAUGGUCUGAAGCGCACUGUUGACUACACUGCUGACCCACACAACGGAUUCAACGCUGUCGUCCGUCGUGAACCUCUGGCCGCCAAGGUCGUCGCUGCUGCCCCGGUUGCCUAUGCUGCUCCUCUGGCCACCAAGACCGUCGUUGCUAGCCCGGCCAUCUCUUAUGCCGCUCCAGUAGCCAAGACCUACGUCUCGAGCCCAGCCAUCUCUUAUGCCGCUCCGGUGGCCAAGACCAUCUCGUACGCCGCUCCUCUGGCCACCAAGACCUACGUCUCGAGCCCAGCUAUCUCUUAUACCUACGUCUCGAGCCCGGCUGUGUCGUACGCCGCCCCGGCCUACGCUUCCUACCACUAA